Molecule: messenger RNA, 2559 nt
Organism: Dothidotthia symphoricarpi CBS 119687
Lineage: Eukaryota; Fungi; Ascomycota; Dothideomycetes; Pleosporales; Dothidotthiaceae
Product: glycoside hydrolase family 31 protein
Exons: 8
Coding region: 1-2559 (852 amino acids)
Biological process (GO): carbohydrate metabolic process
Molecular function (GO): carbohydrate binding; hydrolase activity, hydrolyzing O-glycosyl compounds
Source: RefSeq, a predicted model, not a curated record
AUGCCCACUUUGCCGGCUCCCAUAACGCUCUUACAGACGUACCUUGUGCUAUGGACUAGUUUUUUUAAUUGGGGAGGAGGUCCAGCCCUACUUGAAAGCCUUGACGGUUGUCCGGGGUAUAAUGCCAGCAACGUGCAGCGUUCGGACAGCAGACUGACAGCCGAUCUUACGUUGGCUGGGACAGCUUGCAAUAUCCAUGGCCAGGACCUAAAAGAUCUGAAGUUUCUGGUAGAGUGGCAGUCAGACUCGCGCCUUCAUGUCAUGAUAUACGAUAAGGCUGAGCAAGUUUAUCAAGUUCCAGACUUCGUCGUGCCUCGGCCAUCAGGAUCAAUCAGCUCAGACGCUUCCCUACUCGAUAUUUCUAUCAAGGAAGCGCCAUUUUCAUUCACCGUAACUCGUAAAAGUAACAGCGAGGUCAUCUUCACAACGGAAGGUUCUAACCUGAUCUUCGAGACCCAAUACUGGCGCCUAAGAACUUCAUUGCCCGACAACCCGUAUCUCUAUGGCUUAGGCGAGCAUACCGACUCCUUGCGAUUGCCCAUAUCCAACUAUAUCAGAACACUGUGGGCUCGAGACUCAGGCGCCGUGCCCCAAAAUUCAAAUCUUUACGGAACCCAUCCCGUCUACUAUGAACACCGAGCAAAAUCCGGAAAAUCACACGGUGUACUUUUGCUCAACAGCAAUGGUAUGGACGUCAAGAUCAACAACGAUAAUGGUCAGUAUCUUGAAUACAAUGUCAUCGGGGGAGUCGUGGAUCUGUACUUUAUGGCUGGACCUGGACCUCUCGACGUUGCUCGCGAAUAUAGCGAAAUCACACGAAAGGCUGCGAUGAUGCCGUACUGGGGGUUCGGAUUUCACCAGUGUAAAUAUGGGUACAAGAGCGUUGGCGAGGUUGCCGACGUUGUAGCCAGUUAUCAUGCAGCCAACAUUCCUCUAGAGACAAUGUGGACGGAUAUCGACUAUAUGGAUAGGUAUAAGGUAUUUACGUUGGGCGAAAAGUUCCCGUUGAAAGGCAUGCGCGAUUUGGUUGAUGAUCUCCACCGCAACAACCAACACUACGUCCUCAUGGUGGAUCCAGCUGUUGCCGCGCAAGAUUAUGCUUCUUACAAUAACGGAGUGAAAGCAGAUGCUUUCAUCAAAAGAAAUGACGACAGUGUCUACAAGGGCAUAGUCUGGCCAGGUCCCACUGCUUAUCCUGACUGGUUCGCGAAUAAUACUCAAAGCUAUUGGGAUGAUGAAUUUGCUAAGUUCUUCGACGCCGAUUCUGGGGUGGAUAUCGAUGCACUGUGGAUCGAUAUGAACGAGCCUGCAAACUUUUGCGAGUACCCAUGCAACAACCCAGAAGCAGAAUCAGGAGAUAACACUCAUCUCGAGCUUCGUAGUCUGGUUUCUCCUCAGGAGCCUGGCUCAAAGAAGGGGCUACCUGGACGAGAUCUUAUCCAUCCGUCGUACAAUAUCAGAAACGAGUUUGGACUUUUGAGCUGGAAGACUGCAGACACAGAUCUUAUCCAUCAUGGUGGUUGGGCUGAGUAUGAUACCCACAGCUUGUACGGGACAAUGAUGAGCGAAGCUAGCCGUCACAGUAUGCUGAAAAGACGACCCGACAAGCGUCCUAUGGUCAUCACUCGCAGCACCUUCCUAGGCGCAGGCAGUUACGUUGGUCACUGGCUGGGCGAUAAUGUCUCUUCCUGGGACCAGUAUCUCACUUCAAUUCGUCAUCUCCUGCAGUUUGUGGCAUUCUUCCAGGUCCCUAUGGCUGGUGCUGAUGUUUGUGGAUUCCUCAAUGAUGCCGAAGAACAUCUUUGCGCUCGCUGGAUGGUUCUAGGAGCUUUCUACCCAUUCUACCGAAACCAUAAUGUUGAAGGGGCAAAACCACAAGAAGCAUAUCGCUGGGAAUCUGUAGCAGCUGCAGCAAGGAAGGCCAUCGAUCUGCGCUAUCGUCUUCUUGAUUACAUCUACACAGCUAUGCUGCGGCAGACUGUAGACGGUACUCCCAUGCUUUCGCCCUUGUGGAUGCACUAUCCCGACGACGCCAACACCUUCGCGAUUGAAACGCAGUUUUUCUACGGCCCCUCACUGCUCGUCAAUCCGGUGACUGUAGAACACUCGACAUUGGUAUCUUUCUACCUCCCCAACGGUACUUGGUAUGAUUUGUAUACACACAAACCUGUUGCAGGCGCUGGCAGCAUGAUCACCUACACGAACAUCACCCACACAGAUAUACCUGUUCUCGUCCGUGGUGGCUCAAUCAUCCCUAUGCGCAUCAAUAGUGCGAAUACCACAACAGCGUUGCGUAACCAGAAUUUCGAAUUGUUUGUCGCACCUGAUGCAGACGGGAAAGCGAAUGGCACAUUAUAUCUUGACGACGGGGAGAGUUUGGUGCAGAACGGUACAAGUGAAAUCAUGUUCAGCUGGAAUGGGUCUAUGAUCACGACGAGGGGAACGUUUGGUUUCCCGACGACACUUUAUGUAAAGAGUGUCACCGUUAUGGGUGAUGGAGACGCGCAUAAGUACGAAUUGAAUGCGAGCUUGCGUGGGGCAUGGGAGCAGAUGUUGUAA